GGAUUUUAAUCAAGCGUUUAAAAAACCAUAAAAAACUCACUUGUGGUUUCUCUCCACAGUGGGAACAUGGUCGAUGCAAAAGGAGUCUGUUGGGCGAAUAUGCGGCUCACAGCUCUUCUUGUUUUUUGGGUUAACUCGUAAUGUUAUUUGUCUUUUUUAGAUAACCUGCAAAAGCCUCUGAUUAAACUGAGAAUGCAGAUGACAACAGCUCUUGUUUUUGAAGCGGUGAAGUCAUUAGAAGACAAGUGAGUGCAAUAUAUUUAUGUUUAUAGAUGGAGUGUCCCGUGUGCUCCAAAUACCCAAGGAGGAGGAGGACUUGAAGCCCACAUUAUGGCGACUUUGGAUUUCUUAGACAACGCUUCCAUUGAAAUUGAAGAUUACCUGUUGGAGAGGAAUGGUAGCGUUCCCUCUUCCUUCACCAUUCCGCUUGAUUUCAUCCAGGGAGAAGAGAACAAUCAACAAUUAUCUCCUCUUCAUCUAGGUAGAACAAGUCGAACUGAAACUGAAUCAUUCAGUAGUCGCAGAGGGAAAGAAAAUGCUCAAUCUACCUCAAAGAAGCUCUACGUCGACAUGGACUCUCAUUAUACGGACUCUCAAGACGAGUUUCCCGAUCUAUGCAGAAGAUUUGUUUUUCCAAGGGGCAAUACGUCAUCCAAACGACACAGAGCUAUCCACGUUCAAUCUUCAAAGAGACACAGAUCGAGCCACGUUCACAAUUUGUCUGAAAAGAGGCGAAGGAACAGAAUCAAUGAGAAACUGAAAACUCUUCAACUUCUGAUUCCUAAUUCGCAAAAGACAGACAAGGCUUCCAUUCUUGAGGAAGCAAUCGAGUACGUCAAACAGCUUCAACUUCAAGUACAGAUGCUUUCUUCUCCAAAUAAGAUGAACCCAUCAAAUACCAAGGAAAUCCCGUCCUCUGAGAUGCCCCAGAUGUGCAUUAGUAUAAGCUUGGGAUUCACGGGCACAAACAUGACCCCUUCCCAUUCUCCCUGGCAAUGGAAUAGUGGGUCCAUGACAAUGCCACAUGGAGUUCAAGGACAAACAAUACCACCAUGGGCUAACGAGCAAAACAAAAAGUAUUUCCAUACAGUAUGUCUGCCAAUGUUUAAGAAGAAUUCAGAACGCAACAAUACAUGCGAAGCAGGAAGCAGGAAUACUUCACAGCCCCAGUCUCUUUCAGCAACUCAUACUCAGCCGAACUAGCCUGUGAGCUUGCAUGAGUAGAAGAGUUAGAUUUGAAUGGUUGCCCAUCUUUGUAUGUUUUCAGUCGCAGUAGUAAUAAUAUCUUAUAAGCAUCUUUUGAAGUUCCAAA
Molecule: messenger RNA, 1312 nt
Organism: Cryptomeria japonica (Japanese cedar)
Lineage: Eukaryota; Viridiplantae; Streptophyta; Pinopsida; Cupressales; Cupressaceae
Product: transcription factor bHLH119
Exons: 5
Coding region: 331-1203 (290 amino acids)
Cellular component (GO): nucleus
Molecular function (GO): protein dimerization activity
Source: RefSeq, a predicted model, not a curated record